AUAUAGAAUUAAACAAAAAGAAAGAUUUGUAUAUCUGAUAUUUAAUGAUUAAAUGUGUAUAUGUUUUUCAGAGAAAAAAAGGCUGGAGAUGGGGCCAAUGCAAUCCUCACUCCACCCCACCCACCUUUUAUUCUCUCUCACCUUCUCAGGGGCUUUGCUUCUUCUUUACUUCUUGAAUUACAAGUCCAACUAGUUCGCAACAACAUUUGUCCUCAAAAUUCUUGAGCACCCAUUACCUAAAAAAGAGUGUGUCUUCUCUCUGCUGGGCUUUUUUUUGCUGCUUCUCUGGGUUAUGGUAAAUUGGAUAUAAUCUCUUCCAUCAGAUAUGGGAUCUGGAAAUUGGUUCAAGGCAUUAACCAGCUUAAGGAAAGCAAAGUUUGGCAGUUCAAAACGAGUGAAGGGAUCCACCAUAAACUUGAAAAAUCUUUCAGGGAAAGAAUCAAACUUUGCAAAUGGUACAACCAAUAAAAAACUUGGCUCCCUUGACAUGCCAGUUGAAGAUAUAGCUGCAAUUCGAAUUCAGACUGCUUUCCGUGCACAUGUGGCUAGGAAAGCUUUACGUCGUUUGAAAGGGAUUGUAAGAUUGCAAAUGCUGACCCAAGCUUACCCUGUUAUAAAGCAAGCUACAACUACGUUGAGUUAUCUGCAUUUAUGGAGCAGAAUACAGACUGAUAUUAGAACUCGCCGGCUCUGUAUGGUAACCGAAGGAAGGAUCAAACAGAAGAAAUUAGAGAAUCAAAAUAAACUUGAGGCAAAACUUCAUGACAUAGAGGUGGAAUGGAGUGGUGGCUCUGAAACCAUGGAUGAUAUACUUUCAAGGAUAUAUCAGAGGGAAGAAGCAGCAGUUAAGCGUGAGCGGGCUAUGGCAUAUGCCUUUUCUCAUCAGUGGAGGGCCAAUUGCAGUCAGAGCCAAAGCUUGGGAAGUUAUGAACUUGGCAAAGCUAACUGGGGUUGGAGCUGGAAGGAACGCUGGAUUGCAGCUCGACCAUGGGAAAGCCGUGUGCAGUCACCUAGCCCAAAGAAAGUGCAGGCUAAGCAAGCUAGCAAAGUUGGCAAGAACAUAAAUUCACCAACGCCAAAAACUUCGGUCUCAGUUAAACUCCCUUCACCAAAUGGUAAGGGAACUCCAAGAGCUCGGAAAUUGUCUUACACAGCCAAUGAAGAAAAGCCAGUUCCACAUGCAGAGGGCAUUAAGGCAGAAGAGGCAAACAAUCAGAAAUGAACAUUUAAAAUUUGACUUGUUGGUUCGGAGCCAACGGUAUAAAUUCAAUAAGAAUGUCUUCAGCAUUUUAUUAGUUCAAAAUCCAGAGAAAUGAGGGACAAGCCAUUUUUCAGUAUACACGGUCAUUGCUGAUUCUUGUACAAGGAGUGGUGUGGAAGUUAUAAGCUUCGGCGUGCAGUAUAGGAUUUUGGGAACAGGACCUGGAUUCGGGACUUACCAGAGCAUUUUCUUCACGUUAAUGUAUAUGUUGAAAGGGAAAAUAUGUAUUUUAUUUAUAUUAUGUAAAUAGACCAUUUAUCUGUUUGAGGGUGAUUGUAACUGUGCUUUUGUGCACUGUAAUUACUACGGUUGUUCUUUGAAUUACUUUGUGUUGUUCCAUCAUUC
This is a messenger RNA of Rosa chinensis, 1606 nucleotides long. RefSeq names its product protein IQ-DOMAIN 1. The coding region runs from base 326 to 1222 and encodes 298 amino acids. The transcript has 6 exons. Gene Ontology annotation, molecular function: protein binding. Lineage: Eukaryota; Viridiplantae; Streptophyta; Magnoliopsida; Rosales; Rosaceae. The record is from RefSeq and is a predicted model, not a curated record.